Messenger RNA from Talaromyces stipitatus ATCC 10500, 1020 nucleotides. RefSeq lists its product as uncharacterized. The transcript has 2 exons. The record is from RefSeq and is a predicted model, not a curated record. Bases 1 to 1020 code for a protein of 339 amino acids. Lineage: Eukaryota; Fungi; Ascomycota; Eurotiomycetes; Eurotiales; Trichocomaceae. Gene Ontology annotation, cellular component: cytoplasm.
AUGUCCACCGACACUCAUGCGGGGCAAUCCUCCACCAACAAAACAAUCAUAAUAGGCCUCUCAGGUCCCUCAUCAAGCGGGAAGACGACAUUAGCAAGACUCUUGCGUCCCAUAUUCGCUGUGGAUGACAAGAUCCGCACUUUUAUCGUUCACGAAGAUGAUUUCUAUCGCCCUGAUGAUCAAAUACCGGUUGUACGCACCAAAAAAGGUGAUCUAGUACAAGACUGGGAUACCAUUGGCGCUAUCGAUGUUGAUUUCUUAUCUUCUGCAUUGGCCUAUGUGCGUGAACAUGGUACACUGCCGCCUCGACUCAGGAGUAAAGAAGACCAAAACGAGGCCAAAGAUCCGGGUGUUGCGCAAGAUCUAAUCCAGAAGAUCGCUGAGGAAGUGAACCGAAGAUUAAAACAGACGCUUCUCAAGGAUGAAGCAAAAGGGAAUGUGACGAUUGCCUUCUUGGAAGGGUUCUUGUUGUUUGCGCCACCGGCAAGUGAGAAUCCGGGACAUGUUUUGAGACAUGUCCAUGAUAAUAUCCAUCUACAUAUCUUCCUAUCUGCGCCGUAUGAUACUGUCAAGAGUCGCCGGGAGGCGAGGAGUGGCUAUGUAACUAUUGGACCGGCACCGACACCAGCCGCUGAGCGGGAGAAUAGCGAGGAAAAAGACAACAUCCCACAUAAAGGGCCGUCGUCUACAGUUGACUUGGAAAAGGAAGAUGAUAGCGAGCCUCAAAGCUUCUGGACCGAUCCACCCGGUUACGUGGACGAUAUUGUUUGGCCGAGAUAUGUCCAAGAUCAUGCAUGGUUAUUGGCUGCGGAGGAUGAUGAGAUGGGUGGACAGUCACUAGCUGAUCGAUAUGCUGCUAGCCCGAGAAAGACGGACGACGAGUUGUUGAGACUUGCUGGUCAAGCUGUUAAUAUAAGGAGUGAUGCGGGUGUUGUGGUGGCUCCAGGGAAAGGGGAAAAGCCUAUGAGUGAAAUAUUGAGAUGGGCUGUGGACGAGAUAUUGAAUUAUUUGAAAGCGUAA